AAACUUUCUCAUCCAUAUCAACAAUUCAACGUUCAUCAUAAUCUCAAACAAUGUCUUCUUCUUCCUCAUCACCAACCUCUGAACUUCCACUGAAACCAAUCCCAGGCAACUAUGGCCUACCAUUCUUUGGUCCCUUAAUGGAUCGUCUGAACUACUUCUACUUCCAAGGCGAAGAUAAGUUCUUCCAGGACAAAAUCAACAAACACAAUUCCACCAUUUUCAAAACCAACAUGCCUCCUGGUCCUUUCAUUGCCUCUAACCCCAAAGUCACCGCCGUCCUCGAUGCCAUUUCAUUUUCCGUCCUCCUCGACACUUCCAAAGUCGAGAAAGUCAACGUUCUGGACGGUACUUUCCUCCCUUCUUUAUCCUUCACCGGUGGCUACCGUGUUUGCGCCUAUCUUGACCCCUCUGAACCCAACCAUUCCUCUCUCAAAUCUUUCUUCUUUUCUUUACUCGCAAAGAAGCACGACCAGUUCAUACCUCUCUUUAGAACAUGCUUAUCCGAGCUCUUUAUCGACAUUGAAGAGCAAAUGUCCAAAGAAGGCGAAGCAUACUUUAAUACUCUUGGUGAUUCCAUGGCUUUCAACUUCUUUUUUCGCCUUUUCUGCGAUAAAAGCCCCGUUGAUGCCCAGAUUGGCUCAAAAGGACCAAAACUUUUUGACAAAUGGUUGUUUUUGCAGCUUGCUCCUCUUAUAACCCUCGGGUUGCCGAAGUUUCUGAACCUUGCAGAAGACUUGUUGCUGCAUAUGUUUCCAUUGCCUUCCGUUUUAGCAAAGUCUGAUUAUCAGAAACUUUAUGAUGCUUUCAACAACUACUCGGAUCCAACUCUCGAUGAAGCUGAGAAAUUCGGAAUUAAACGUGAUGAAGCUUGUCAUAAUUUAGUAUUUCUAGCUGGAUUCAAUGCAUACGGUGGUUCAAAAACUCUAUUUCCUGCUUUGAUCAAAUGGGUUGGAUUAGCAGGACCGAAGUUACACCGCCAGCUUGCUGAUGAAAUCAGGACCAUUGUUAAAGCUGAAGGUGGAGUCACUUUCUCAUCCCUGGAAAAAAUGGUCCUCACUAAGUCAGUUGUUUAUGAAGCAUUGAGGAUUGAACCUCCGGUGCCGUACCAGUACGGCAAGGCCAAGGCGGACAUGGUGGUGAAUAGCCAUGAUGCAGCUUUUGAGAUCAAGAAAGGCGAAAUGAUCUUCGGAUAUCAGCCGUUGGCGACCAAGGAUCCUAGGGUUUUUGAAAAUCCUGAGGAGUUUGUGGGGAAUAGGUUUUUAGGGGAGGGAGAGAAGCUGUUGAAGUACGUAUAUUGGUCGAAUGGGCGCGAGACGGCGGAGCCAACGGCGGACAACAAACAGUGCCCUGGCAAGAACUUGGUGCUGCUGCUAUGUAGAGUUAUGUUGGUGGAGUUGUUUCUUCGUUAUGAUACGUUCACCAUUGAAGCUGGGAAAUUGUUGCUGGGAUCUUCUGCAACGUUCAAGUCCUUGACCAAGGCCACAAGCAUUUAAUCUUAAUCAAAUUAAUUUCAUGUAACUUUCAAUACGCUAAUUGAAUUUAUUGUUGAAUAUAAUUCAUAUUUCAGGAUUGCAAUUUAUUUAUAUUUGCUGAACGAAUGCUAUCACUCUUCCAUGUU
Pistacia vera is the source of this 1618-nucleotide messenger RNA. RefSeq names its product allene oxide synthase 3-like. Gene Ontology annotation, molecular function: monooxygenase activity; iron ion binding; heme binding. The record is from RefSeq and is a predicted model, not a curated record. Lineage: Eukaryota; Viridiplantae; Streptophyta; Magnoliopsida; Sapindales; Anacardiaceae. The coding region runs from base 51 to 1493 and encodes 480 amino acids. Gene Ontology annotation, biological process: sterol metabolic process. The transcript has a single exon.